Molecule: messenger RNA, 2461 nt
Organism: Chilo suppressalis (striped riceborer)
Lineage: Eukaryota; Metazoa; Arthropoda; Insecta; Lepidoptera; Crambidae
Source: the annotation of a GenBank genome assembly
AUGGGCGCGUGCGCACUGCGCGCGGCGCCCUGCAGCCAUCUCUGUCUGCCCCUCUCACUCACCGCCUCCGUCUGUCGCUGCGCACUCGGCUACACGCUUCGAGGGAAUCAAUGCAUACCUAUAGACGAGGUGGUGAUAUACUCACUAAGCUGGGAGGUGCGAGGUGUGGCCGCCGAUCCGGACGCUGCCGCCAACGUCACCGUAGAGGGGGCCGGGGACGGGGCCGGGGACGAGCAGGGGGAGGGGGAGGGGGGAGGGGGGGCGGGACGAGUCCGGACAGGAGGAAGACGACGACGCAGUCGACUCACUGCUGCCGCCCAUCCCGCAGUUGACUAUGGCCAGCGCUAUUGACUACCACGCAGAGGGCGGUUGGUUGUACUGGGCGGACGGUGAGGCGGGGCGGCUGUGGCGCGUGCAGCGGGACGGCACCGGCCGGCAGCUGGUGCUGCAGCACCAGGGCGGCGACCAGGUGUACGACCUGAUAGCGGGUAUCGCGGUGGACUGGGUGGGCGGCAACAUUCUAUGGGCGGACCCGCGGCGCGGCGUCGUGGAGGCGGCGCGCCUCGACGGGUCCCGGCCCUACGUGCUGCUGGACACCUCGCCUGCUGCCGUCUCUGCGUUGUGCGUGGACGCGGCGCGCGGCUGGGUGUUUAUGUCGGGGGGCGGCUGGAUCCAGCGCGCGCGGCUGCACGGCGGCUCGCGGGCGCUGCUGUACAACGGCACUGCGGUCGCCGACAUCGCGCUAGACACGCAGAAGCAGCACAUAUACUGGGCGGACAGCUGGGAGGGCGGCGUGUUUCGGGCGGAUUACUCCGGGGCGGGGCGGGUGCGGGUGAGCCGCGCGCGACUCAACGUGGCCGCGCUCGCAGUGCAUCGCGGCAAGCUCUACUGGCUGGACACCGUGCUGCAUCAAGGCAGCGUGCUAGUGGCGCCGCUGAGCAAUCUGUCGGAUUACCGCGUACUGGCCGAUAAUGUCGGCGCCACCGUCAAGGAUAUAUUGGUGUGGUCUCGCAGUGAGCAAACAUUGCCGAACAAGAGCCUUCAGUCAUCGAACUCGUCCUCGUCCCGGGAGGUGGGCCCCGGCACCGACACCGGGACCGGGAACGGGACCGGGACCGGCACCGGCAGCAUACCGCUGGACUCGUCAGGCGCGUACUGCGCCGGCGCGGGCGCGGCCGCUUGCUCGGGGCUGUGCCUGUGGGACCGCUGCGUGUGCGCACACGGACGACUGGCCGACGACAACAAGACCUGCACGCCGUACGAGUCGUUCGUGAUGUACUCCCGCGUGACCAGGAUCGACAGCAUCCACGUCAACGACCCGCGCGACCUCAACUCCCCCUACGCGCCCAUACAGGACAAGGAGUUGAUGCGCAACGCGAUCGCGCUGUCGUACUGGUACGAGGAGUCGCGCGUGUUCUACUCCGACAUACAGCGCGGGGCCAUCAACACCGCGCGCUUCGAUGCUUCCGAUCAUCGCACGCUGCUGGAUCAGGUGGGCGCGGUGGAAGGCAUGGCAGUAGACGCCAUGUCGGGCACCCUGUACUGGACCUGCGCGUCUCGCGCCGCCGUACGCGCCGUAGACCUGCGCGACGCACUGCGCGCCACCCGCGCGGACCGGCGGGCCACCCGCGCGGACCGGCGGGCCACCCGCGCGGACCGGCGGGCCGCACUCACCCGCACCGUGCUCAGCCUGGGACCCGCCGACCGGCCGCGGGGCAUCGACCUCGACCCCUGCCACAAGCGCGUGUAUUGGACCAAUUGGCGCGAGCGGCGGCCGUGCAUAGAGCGCGCGUACACGUCGGGGACAGACAGACACGCGGUGAUUGCGGGCGGGGUGCUCAUGCCCAACGCUCUGGCGUUAGAUACUGUGCGCAGGAGGAUGUACUGGGCCGAUGCCAGGCUGGACAAGAUCGAACAGGCGCACAUGGACGGCUCGCACCGCGUGGUAUUAACGCGGCGCAGCGCUUUGCACCCGUUCGCUCUGGCGGUCGCGGGCGAAUACCUCGUAUGGACAGACUGGAUCGAACGAGCCGUAUUCCGGAUGCCGUUGGAGGGGGGACCCAUCGUAGCGUUGCGGAGGGAUAUACCACGACCCAUGGCUGUGGUGGCCGUGGCACCACAGAACCACACUUGUUCGUUGGAUCCGUGCAACAUUGUAAACGGUGGUUGUGCGGAGUUGUGCUCUCUCGUCAACGGCACUGUGUUGUGCGCAUGCGCGGGCGGGCGGGUGCUGGCGCCCGACGGCAGCGCGUGUGUCCCGCCCGGGGCCGGGGGCGGGGCGGGGGGCGGGGGCGGGGCCGGGGGCGGGGGCGGGGCCGAGGGCGGCGCCUGCCUGUGGCCGCGCUGGCCGUGCGCUGAGGGCGGGUGUUUACCGCCCGAGUUGGUCUGCGACGGAGUCCCGCACUGCAGCGAUGAUCUGCUACUAUCUAGUGAUGAAGACCUCUUCUAUUGCAGUAUGUAG